AUGCUGAAGGCCACAACUGUCGCUGGUAUUUCAGAUGAACAGAAUAAUGAUGACAAACGUCUUUCUUUCUGUACUGGUUUAGCAUUGGAUUCAUCCAAUGGAAUUUAUGUUUCUGAUUACCAAAAUAAUCGUAUUCAGAAAUGGGCCAUGUACGCACGGAGAUCUAAGACAGUCGCUGGCCAGAUGAAUGGAACAACAGGUUCUACUAUGGCUACUUUGAAUUUUCCUACCAAAGUCACUGUUGAUUUGAAUGGCAAUAUUUAUGUCACGGAUAGUGAAAAUCACAGAGUUCAACUUUGGUCUGAUGGUGGUAUGGCUGGCACAACAGUCGCCGGUGUUGCUGGUACGCUCAGUAAUGAAUUGAAUACUCCGUGGGGUAUCGCGACUGAUUCAAAAUCGAAUACAUUUUAUGUUUCGGAUAGUUACAACAAUCGUAUAAUGCGUUAUCAGUCCGGCUUAAUGAAUGGUACUGUAGUUGCCGGAGGUAAUGGGCCUGGAAAAGGCACAACGCAGUUGUUUCUUCCUCGUGGUCUUUAUUUUGAUUCAACAUCUAAUAGCCUGAUAAUUACUAAUUUUGCUUGUAAUAAUAUUGUUCGUUGGAUAUUAGGAUCUGAUCAUUGGACUCUUCUCGCUGGUAGCAUAAAUGGAGAAUUAGGUACUACAUCAACAUUACUUUAUUAUCCAUCAGAUGUAUUUCUCGAUCGUUUGGGUAAUUUGUACGUGGCUGAUACGUAUAAUCAUCGUAUACAAUUCUUUAUUUCUGGUCAAACAAACGGUACGACAGUUGCUGGUGUAACUUCAAAACCUGGUGUAGAUCCAAACCUACUUGACUUUCCUCAUUCAAUAGUAGUCGACAAUCAAUUUAGUUUAUAUGUUGCAGAUUCUGGCAACUAUCGAAUACAAAAAUUCUUACGUUCUUAA
This is a messenger RNA of Adineta steineri, 921 nucleotides long. NCBI's taxonomy places the organism in Eukaryota, Metazoa, Rotifera, Eurotatoria, Adinetida, Adinetidae. The record is from the annotation of a GenBank genome assembly.